CCCCCCAGGAAGCCAUGAAGAAGAAGCAGUGAUGACGCAGGUCCAACAUGGCGCUGCAGGUGGAGUUGUGUUGCCUGGAAACUUUCCCCUCUCACCUCAGUCCUCUGGAUGUUUUGAUUUUCCAAUCUCACCUGGACUCGAUCUUCCAGAAUGACAGCGACCCACCAACCGUCCUCUUCACCCCGCAGCCGCCUCAGGGCUCCUGUAAGCCGGGCAUUUUACUGCGCCUCCACCCGACCACCGAAGAGGAGACUCCUGGUUCCCCCAGACCCGAGUUCAAGACCCGUGUCCGGCUCUUCAUCAGCCGGCUCUUCCUGCAGCACCACGGGCUCCAGAGGGCCGGGAGCACCGGGACUAUCCGGGCCAUGGAGCCGGUUUCCCUGAACAGAGUGGUGCUGGGAGCCCGCAGCAGACAGACUCUCCUCUGGGCAGGAGGAGAGAGGUUCACCGAGGGGCUGCUGGAGCUCUGCAGCCCGGGACAGUGUCUGCUGGCCCGGCAGGGAGACCCGCUGCUGCUGCCCCCCAUACACCCGGGACAGGACCCGGGACAGGUGAUGGAGCUGCUGGUGUUGGAGUGCAGUCCUGUCACCCAGGGACGGAUCACAGCCGACACCUCUCUGGUUCUGACUGACUGCUGGGACCCCCCGGACCCCCCUGCCGCCCCUCCACCCUGCACACUUAUACCGCUCAGACUGUGCGUGUCAGACUUCGCUCAUUACGCUGACGGCCUCGGAGGCGGUCUCUCUCUCCUGGACAACAGGAAGCUGCUGGGCUCUGGGUUUUCGGGCGUCCUGCAGGCGCUGGAGUGCAGGCUGGACGUCCGGGUGGUGGACACUCAGCGAUGGCGGGGGGUCAAAGGUCAGCAGGGGGUCGCUGUGGAUGUGGACAGCUGUGUGUUUGUGAGCAAACAGCUGCUCCUCAGGCUGGGGCUGUUCAACCAGGAGUGGGUGAAGCUGUCGCGGCCGGGCGGUUCCUGCAGAACAGCUGAUGUGAGGGGGGGGGUCUGCAGACAGAGGCUGGUCUCUGUGCUGGUGCUGGAUCCAUCACUAAGUCCAGAUCUGCAGAACCAGGAGGAAGUCGGUUUCAUAUCAGCAACUCUGUGGUUCAACAUGACUGAAGGAGACGUGAUCCCCGUGAGCAGCUGCACUCUGAGGAUGAAGAGGUGGAGACCCUCUCCUCCAGCGCCCGGCGGUCCGCACUCUCACAGCUUCUGUCGCUCAGCUUCUCCUGCGUUCUCCAGCGAGCUUCACGUCCAGCCCGUGGUUUCCCCGCUCUACAACAGCCUCAGCUGCUACGACACGGUGCUGUCUGAACACUUCAGCACGCCCAGGCUGGUUUCAGAGGGAGACAUCCUGACCGUUCGUGCUGAAAACCAUCCAGACCUGCUGGAGAACAACUCAGAGGGAAUACACAGGUGUCCGGUGCUGUACUUCAAAGUGCAGAAGGUGUGUCCGUCUGCAGAGAGAGAAGAAGAGGAUGAAGAGGAGGGAGAAGCUCUCCUGGCUGACAGACAACACACCUCUCUCUACAUGCAAGCGUCCACCAGCAGCGCGGCCCCCCCCCUCUCAGUGGAGGGCUCCUCUCUGUGGAGCAGCCUCUCUCCUCCGGGCCUCCUCAGGACGGUGGAGCUCCUCAGCAGCAUCGUCCUCCCUCACCUGCACCACAGCAGCUCUCUGCCCGGCUGCACCGUCCUCCUUCACGGCCCGUCAGGAAGUGGGAAGAUGACAGCAGUCAGCGCAGCGAGUCGGAGACUGAACCUCCACCUGCUGAAGGUGGACUGUGUGAGUGUGUGUGCUGACACCCCAGCAGCCUCGGAGGUGAAGCUCAGCUCGGUGUUUCAGCGGGCUGAAGCCAUGCAGCCCUGCGUCCUGCUGCUCAGGAACCUGCAGGUCCUGCUCCGCCCUCGAGGGGGUGCCGAGGAGCACGGCAGGGUGCAGGCCGUGCUGAGCCAGCUGCUCCACAGCGCCCCCACCAGCGUGGUGGUGGUGGCGACGGUCUGCAGGCCUCGGGAGGUGUCUGCAGGGGUCAUAUCAGCGUUCGUCCACCAGGUGGCGCUGGAGAGUCCCUCUGAGGAGCAGCGGCGCUCCAUGCUGCUCAGCCUGAGCCGAGACCUCCCUCUGGGGAGAGACGUGGACCUGGAGAGGCUCUCCAAAGUCACCGCGGUGCGUUCACGGUCAGGAGCAACAGCUCAGAUACUUUCAGAAAAAUACACGUCUGGAACAAAAACUCUUAUCAGCUAAAUGACAAAUAUGUUUAACACUUAAUUCAGUGGAUGAAUCCCAAUAGUUUUGCUUAUGUCACCUUAAUCACUAG
Notothenia coriiceps (black rockcod) is the source of this 2313-nucleotide messenger RNA. Its product is annotated as peroxisome assembly factor 2-like. The coding region runs from base 48 to 2240 and encodes 730 amino acids. The record is from RefSeq and is a predicted model, not a curated record. Gene Ontology annotation, biological process: protein import into peroxisome matrix. Gene Ontology annotation, cellular component: peroxisomal membrane; cytosol. Lineage: Eukaryota; Metazoa; Chordata; Actinopteri; Perciformes; Nototheniidae. The transcript is spliced from 10 exons. Gene Ontology annotation, molecular function: ATP binding; ATP hydrolysis activity.